CUUCCUCCCUAUAAUUCGGAAUGUGGGUGAAAAGGGGUCAUAGUUCUCCCUGAGUGAGACUUGCCUGCUCCUCUGUCCCCUGGUCCUGUCCUGUUCUCCAGCAUGAUGUGUCUGAAGCUCCCUGGAGGCUCCUGCAUGGCAGCUCUGACAGUGACACUGAUGGUGCUGAGCUCCCCACUGGCUUUGGCUGGGGACACCCAACCACGUUUCUUGGAGCAGGCUAAGUGUGAGUGUCAUUUCUUCAACGGGACGGAGCGGGUGCGGUUCCUGGAGAGAUACUUCUAUAACCAAGAGGAGGUCGUGCGCUUCGACAGCGACGUGGGGGAGUACCGGGCGGUGACGGAGCUGGGGCGGCCUAGCGCCGAGCACCUGAACAGCCAGAAGGACAUCCUGGAGCAGAGGCGGGCCGAGGUGGACACCUACUGCAGACACAACUACGGGGUUGUGGAGAGCUUCACAGUGCAGCGGCGAGUCCCUCCUAAGGUGACUGUGUAUCCUGCGAAGACCCAGCCCCUGCAGCACCACAACCUCCUGGUCUGCUCUGUGAAUGGUUUCUAUCCAGGCAGCAUUGAAGUCAAGUGGUUCCGGAACGGCCAGGAAGAGAAGGCUGGGGUGGUGUCCACGGGCCUGAUCCAGAAUGGAGACUGGACCUUCCAGACCCUGGUGAUGCUGGAAACAGUUCCUAGGAGUGGAGAGGUUUACACCUGCCAAGUGGAGCACCCAAGCGUGAUGAGCCCUCUCGCAGUGGAAUGGAGAGUGCGGUCUGAAUCUGCACAGAGCAAGAUGCUGAGUGGAGUCGGGGGCUUUGUGCUGGGCCUGCUCUUCCUUGGGGCCGGGCUGUUCAUCUACUUCAGGAAUCAGAAAGGACACUCUGGACUUCAGCCAACAGGUAAUACCUUUUCAUCCUCUUUAAGAAACAGAUUUGGAGGCUAGGUGCGGUGGCUCACGCCUGUAAUCCCAGCACUUUGGGAGGCCGAGCAGGUGGAUCAUGAGGUCAAGAGUUCGAGACCAGCCUGACCAACGUGGUGAAACCCCGUCUCUACUAAAAAUACAAAAAUUAGCUGGGCAUGGUGGUGUGCGCCUGUAAUCCCAGCUACUCAGGAGGCUGAGGCAGGACAAUCGCUUGAACCUGGGAGGUGGAGGUUGCAGUGAGCCAAGAUUGCACCACUGCACUCCAGCCUAGGCGACAGAGUGAGACUCUGUCUCAAAAAAAGAAAGAAAGAAAGAAAGAGAGAGAGAAAGAAAGAAAGAAUGAAUGAAUUUCCUUUCCCUAGAAUGAUGGUAGAGGUGAUAAGGCAUGAGACAGAAGUAAUAGCAAAGACAUUGGAUCCAAAUUUCUGAUCAGGCAAUUUACACCAACACUCCUCCUCUCCACUUAGAAAAGGCCUGUGCUCUGCAGGAGUAUUGACUCAUGGAGACUUCAGAACUUGUUUUUCUUCUUCCUGCAGUGCUCUCAUCUGAGUCCUUGAAAGAGGGCAAAAUAAACUGUUAGUAGAGCCAGGUCUGAAAACAACACUUUCUUGCGUCUCUGCAGGAUUCCUGAGCUGAAGUGAAGAUGACCACAUUCAAGGAAGAACCUUCUGCCCCAGCUUUGCAGGAUGAAAAACUUCCCCGCUUGGCUCUCAUUCUUCCACAAGAGAGACCUUUCUCCGGACCUGGUUGCUACUGGUUCAGCAACUCUGCAGAAAAUGUCCUCCCUUGUGGCUGCCUCAGCUCGUGCCUUUGGCCUGAAGUCCCAGCAUUGAUGGCAGCCCCUCAUCUUCCAAGUUUUGUGCUCCCCUUUACCUUACGCUUCCUGCCUCCCAUGCAUCUGUACUCCCCCUGUGCCACAAACACAUUACAUUAUUAAAUGUUUCUCAAACAUGGAGUUAAAAA
Molecule: messenger RNA, 1875 nt
Organism: Symphalangus syndactylus (siamang)
Lineage: Eukaryota; Metazoa; Chordata; Mammalia; Primates; Hylobatidae
Product: HLA class II histocompatibility antigen, DRB1 beta chain
Biological process (GO): antigen processing and presentation; immune response
Cellular component (GO): membrane; MHC class II protein complex
Source: RefSeq, a predicted model, not a curated record